This is a messenger RNA of Adineta steineri, 1698 nucleotides long. Lineage: Eukaryota; Metazoa; Rotifera; Eurotatoria; Adinetida; Adinetidae. The record is from the annotation of a GenBank genome assembly.
AUGGCUCUAUGUUAUUCUUGUUUAUUAACACUAUUAUUUCUAUUAUUAAUCACACACGAAAUAAAUACUGCAAAUCGUCUUCGUUCUUUUUUACUUUCAUCAUCGAAAUUGUCUCCUGAUCGAAGAUAUUCACCAUUGAUUAUUAAAAAUGAAGUAACAACAUCAGAACCUGUUCUAUCACGACGACGACCCCUAUUAUCAUCUAAUGAACGAAGAAGACGCUGGACAAAGGAUGACAUUCUAAUUGAUGAAACUAUUAUAGAGCAAUUAACUAGUGCAACUACAAUUGAUAAUAAUGCAACAGUAUUAAUAGACAAGUUAGAUGAUAUAUUUUUAUUUAAUUCAACAAUCGGCAUAGAACAGUUAAAUUCUGAAGAAAAUUCUACUAUAAUAGAUAUCAAAUAUCCAUUAUUACGACAAGAUAUACUUGAAAUGAAUGAAACAGAUGAUCUAUCAACAACUUCAAUUAAUCAAAAUAUUUCAGAAAGGAAUGAAACUGAUCUUGAAAAUAAUAAUGUAACUACGAUUAAUACCAUAUUCCUAACAACAACAACAGUAUCAGACGUACCACUAGUAAAUAUUACUGAUAUUAAUCAAGUAACAUCGAAUGAAACAAACGAGUUUGUUACUACUAAUACAAUCGAUAAUCUGACAACUAUUACGAUCAUCAAUAAUGAAACAGAAACAUCAACAAACCCAAAUAUUUUCAAUCAGACUAUCGAAGAAUUAAUAACAACGUUAAAUUCUACACUAUCUCUAUCCGAACAAGAUACAUCUAUUAUUCUUCUUGAUCAUACUGCUACUCCUCGUACAACAGCAUAUGAUAAUCAAACAUCAAAUGAUUCCGAUACAACAAUUAUUGAUGAUAAUAUAAAUGCUACGACUAUUUUCAAUACAAUACAAAAUGAAAUAUUGACAACUAUUGUUGAUGAAAAUGAAUAUGCAAAUGAAACGAUUACUUUUCAGUCAGAUAUAGCAUUAGAACCUGUAUGUGAUCUUGCAUGUCAAUGUUUAAAACAAUGUCCAUAUGGUUUUGAACUUCUUAAUGAUACAUGUGAAUGUAAUCCACCAUGUAAAAAUUAUCAAUGUUUUGGUAAUGAUACGUGUAUUGUAACAAAAGAAGGACGUCCUGUAUGUGAACCAGAAAAUGGUACUGAACAUGAUCGUCCAAAACGUUGUUAUCAACCACGAUAUGAAGGUUAUCAUGAUCUUAAUAAUCGAUAUUAUGAUCGAUAUUAUUAUAAUCCUGAUCAAGAUGAAUGUCAUUUAUUGGUCUAUCGUGGUAUGGGUGGAAAUGAGAAUAAUUUUGUAACAUUAAAUGAAUGUCAUUUAGAAUGUAUCACUUGUGGACCCGCACCAAAUCCAGGCGAAUGUUUAGGUCGUCUUCCUAUGUGGUAUUAUGAUCAUAAAAAGAAUCAAUGUUCACAAUUUGAUUAUACAGGUUGUAAAGGUAAUGAAAAUCAAUUUUUUCAAAAACAAAAAUGUAUUGAUACAUGUGUUACUCGAAUACUUAAUCUAUAAAAAUAACCGAUAUAUUGUCUGUUUUCAUAUUAAUUAGCUUUUUGUUUUCUAAUAUUUCAUUUGUGCUUGUGUGUUUAUUCAAUUUACAUGAUUUUUUGUUUGUUAAACAAACAAUAUGAAAAAAGAGAACAAAAAUAAACAUUAUCAAAAUUUUAUUUCCUGAGACUAAUCAUGAGU